Aplysia californica (California sea hare) is the source of this 5661-nucleotide messenger RNA. Its product is annotated as microcephalin. Gene Ontology annotation, biological process: mitotic cell cycle. The record is from RefSeq and is a predicted model, not a curated record. Lineage: Eukaryota; Metazoa; Mollusca; Gastropoda; Aplysiida; Aplysiidae. The transcript has 12 exons. Bases 89 to 3403 code for a protein of 1104 amino acids.
CGUCGCGGCGUAUUUGAUUUCAUGAUAGCGACCACUUUUCGCUAAAUUGAUUUAACCUAUAUUUUUGAAGGAUAACUUUCAGAAUCUGAUGGAAUCGAGACCAAAGUCUCUUCUUGAAGGCGUUGUGGCUUAUGUGGAAGUGCGUAGCAGCAAUGACAACCGAACAUCAGCCAUUUGUCAGGAAUUGGAGCAGCUUGGCGCACAAGUGGUUUCUAGUUUUACUGAUGAUGUCACGCACAUUGUGUUCAAGGAAGGGAUGAAGCGAACAUGGAAUAAAGCUGUGAGACGAAAUAUUCCUAUGGUCUCAGUGUCUUGGUUGGAAAGCUGCAAACGAAACAAUGUGAGAAUGCCUGAACAAGACUUUCCUGCUGUUUUGCCAGAGGAGAAUAACAGUCCUCUUCCAGUUCUCAAAAGGAAUGGAGUGAAGUGGAAGAAAAUGAAAUCCAUGCAACCGAGUGACUUUGAUGAAGAACUUGCCCGAAGUGCAGAAAGGGGAGAGAAGCGAAGGAAACGUCUCAUGAUGGCCAAUAGGUUCAAGUUGAGCGAUGAUUCCACCCCGACAAAUUCUCCUGUACCCAUCUUGGCUCUGGAGACACAAGCCCGUUCCCCUUUUCUGCCUGCUCUGCUGAGACCUACUCUGUCUGGGGGGGGCAUUGUCCCUGACACACCUCCCAGCAUGAAGGAGAGACUGGAGAGAAUGAGGAGAGAACAAAAAGAAUUGCUGGGUCUGGACGAGGAAUCUCCUACAGCAGCCCCCAGACUCCCGGACAACAUGCCAUUACAGAGGAAACUUUUUGGUAAGUUCAGUCGUGAUUUUACUAGUACGGAGGCAAGCAGUGAUGGGGAAGAAGAAGAGUCGACCAAUCGUGUGGUGUCACAGUUGAUACAGAGCCUGGAAUCUCACAGUGACAGCAGCCCACACUCACAAGGCAGCAGGAAGAACAUUCCGGUAUCUGUCAGUGCCUCCCCACCCACCAAAACAAAUAACACCUCGGUAGCUGUUAGAACCUCUUCUCUAGCCAAAACAAACAGCAGUAAAACUGUCCAUGAAGCCCAAAGGAGAGAACCCUUCUAUGUUGGGACAGGCAUGGCAUCGACAGAAUCAUCAGUUGGAAAAGAUAACUAUGCUGCACACUCUACUCUAUCUGUGCGGGAUCAUCAAAAGGUGUCGUCAAACUCUAAAGUAAACUGUGUAGAAUUGGCCAGUGAGGGUUGUGAAAAGAAAGAAGCUUGUAGAAAAAGUUCUUUGUCAUCAUCAUUGACCAGCAGAAGGAGGAGCGUGAGAUUAACACGUGACGAUGCAAAAAAAUCUGAUCUUCAAAACAUCUACCAGGAUGACAGUAAAAGUUAUGACUGCAUUAAAGAAGGCAAUAGGAUUGAAAUGUCAAGAAAACGUCGGAGUCUGGCUGCACCAUCUUCUAUGUCAAAUUCUCCGAGUACAGCCAAAGAAAACUGCACGGCUUCCCACCGCCCAUCUCGUUCCCCCCUACAGAAGAGUAGCAGGACCAGCACCAGUCCUAGAGUCCUCAGCCCUCUGUCUGAUUUGUCCAACACCAGCAACACGUCCAUCAAGUCACCACAAGACUUAAGUCAGGGGAAAACCAGUGGCAAUAGUGCUAAUGCUGAGAAAGAAAAGUCACCCAUAAAAGGCAGCUGUGUGCAGCAGAAAUUCACCGUGUAUGAUAAGAAGUUGGCUCCAACGAAUCUUGAGCAGAACAGAAUUGUUUCUGCUGCUGUGGCUUCUGUUUCCACAAGUGAAGAUCUUAACCCAACGAAGUUGGUCAAAAAGAAAAAGAAUCUUUUUUCUGAGCCGUCAUCAUCGUCGUCAUUGUUUUGUUUUAUUUCCAAGGGCUCACCAGAUGCUUCUGCUCCAGCCAGGCCCAUGGGAGAAUACACCGACUGUGAUGGUAAAACCAAACAAAAUAAGCAUGCCACCAAUAGAAAGAGAGGGAGAAAGCGAGAUUCAGAUGCUGCUUUUCUUUUCAGUGCCUCAGACUCGAACGCGAAAGAGGAGAACAAAUUAAACAGGCGAAAGAGUAGAAGACUCAAUUCUCCUGUAUCAAAGCCAGAAACUAAUUUGCAUAAUAAAAUUGACAAAACUCAUGAAGAAAAGCCUAAAAAAAGAACUGACCAAUCGAGAAACGGGAAAUUGUUGCAAGAGUGUUCCAGAUCUGAGAGUAGUGGUGUGGACAAUUUGUCACUGGGAUCUUCCAUGUCUGUCCUGUAUGGUUCUGAUCCGACCCUGACUCAAGUUGAGCGACUUACUGCUUCCAGGAGAAGUAUUGAUGAGUUCUCCAUCUUCAGACAAAUCUCAAAAACAAAGAAAGGCAAUGGCAAAUCAAAAAUUCGACGGGAGGGGUUGGUUCAUAUAGAUGAAGAAAACGAAUCCUUGUCUGAGAAAUGCCAAAACUCCAAAAGGUCUAAAUCUGGUCAAAUAAAACGCUCAACGAGUGAUGGAAUAGAAAAGGUAAACGCAGUCCGUAAGUCCGACCCGGGACCUUCUAUGGUAGACCAGAGCAGUGGUGAAUGUUCAGGAAGGGACAGCGCAAACUCUGUCGCUUCACGUUCUGAAGAACCAACCACAAGCUUGUCUACAAGGAAGUCCCCAGGGACUUUGUCUUCUAAGAAGACUGCUUCCUGGAAAACAAUCGCUAAGAAAUCUUCUAAAACCAAGUUGUCAGAUAUUGAGGAUAUUAACAACAGCAGCAUGGGAAAGUCAUGUGACGACGAAGUGGAAAAGGAGGCCUCUAGUCAGCUGAGACACGCUCGCUCACUUGUGAUGGGCAAUGCAGGGACGUUCAGCAGCUCAGGAAACAACUCGCUGGUUGUCACAAGUCUACACAGACACGAGCAAGAAGUAGUUUAUUCUGUGGUGAAGAAGAUGAAAGUAUUCCACAUGACCAAUGACGUACAGGCAUCCACAUCCCACGUGGUCUGUGGAGAGCCCAGACGUACGCUCAACGUUCUGCGUGCCAUUGCCCAAGGCUGCUGGCUGCUCAGAAAGGAGUGGGUUCUGAGAUCCUUAGAGGCAGGAGAGUGGCUUUUUGAGGAAGAGUUUGAGAUGGAUGAGUUCCCCGCUGCCAAGGAGUCAAGAGUCGCCCGCCAAAGACACGGUGAAGGUUACAAGGUUGAUCUUUUCUCUCAAGUGGGCCCCAUCUAUGUGUCCUCUGCCUGCACACCGUCCAGAAAAGACUUGGUCCAACUGAUAAGAAUCUGCUCCGGAAAUGUGAUAGGCUCAGAGCAGAGAGCUGUCGUCCAUGUUGGCCUUGAGCUGAUUCCUGACAGACAGGUGGUUAGUCCCACCUGGGUUUUAGACUCGAUCACACAACUGAGACCGCUGCCCGUGGGUGACUACGUGAUAACACCAACCCAUUCCCAACGAGAGAGCAGCCCAGAGUUUUAAAAGUUUCUGUUCCUCAUCUCAAGACUUCCAAGUAAUUAUUAAACCUUCAACAAAUGAGAGGGUUUGAGUUUGACUGUCCUGUCAGGCGUUGUGACAUUUUCUGUAUUAGUAUUAGCCUUUAAUGUGACAAGCUCAGUUGUUUGGUUUUUUUGCAGCUCAUCAACCUGGAAAGAUUCAGCUGACCUUAUCAGUGUUGGUCACAAGAAAUAUUGCAUCCUGUCUUCAUGUUGCCUAGAUAAGAGCUGUUUAAGUCUUUUGGUAAGACAUGGACUGUAAAGGGGAAAAAAUGAGGGUUUAAUUCCAAGCCAGCUAAGCACAUUCUUUCCUUUGGAAAUGUGCUCCAGCUUAUUUUCCUCCAUCCAUCCAGCUGCAAAUGUGUACUUUGCUACAUUAUAUGUCAAUGUUUCCUGUGUGUGCUAAACAAACUAGUCCAUGGGGAGGGAGCGUCAUAAGUUCAGAAAGAUUGUCCAGUUUGCUAGUUGUAGGUGUUCGUUUCUUGUAAAUGACAAAGGUGCGUGUAUUGCUGAAAAAACAAACCAAAAUGCAAAAUGAAUUGGAAUGAAUUAGCAGAUCAAGCAAGUUCUUAACCCUUGCAACCCCAUUUGUGCAUAUAUAUAUAUAUAUAUUUCCUUCACAAAAUCUCAUUCUCUCAGGCCAGGUCGGAAAUAUUUCCUUCACAUCCAGUCGUGUAUUUUUUUUUACUGUAAUCUAUCCAAUUGUCUCUGAAAAAUAUUCCCCUGCUAUGUUCCAAAACUUCAAACAAAAGCAGCAUAAAGGUUGGGCUUUUUUUCCCAAUGUCAGCAAAAAUUUGUAGACAUGGUCAGUAUUGUCUGGGCCUGAGGAGUCAAGGACUUCAGUAUUACCUGGGCCAGAGGGAAGAGACGGCUGAAAAUAGCCCUCUGCUUUAAAGGUAAAAUGAUCAAUGAGCCCUUCAGUCUGAGUUAGGGCGUGUACUCCACUGCGAAAUCGCUCCCAACUUUAUUGUUUUUUCCUCUAUCUACCAUAACCAGCAUUUUGUAUGAUAUUGAUACCACCAGCAUCUGUUCAGUAUUUGAUAACGAUGUAAUUUGUUUUACCCAGUGAAGUGUUCAAAAAGCUGUAAAGGGUGUUUUUUUUACCUCUUACAUUGUUGUUCUUUUUUCCUUAUUAUUUUUAAGUUUAAUAACUAGUGGCCAUGCUGCAUAAUACUGGUCAACAGUCUAUUUUUCAAAUAUUUAUGAUGUUAUUCUUUGGGCUUUAGCCUUAAAAUGAAUGUCUGACAUCUGUAUACAGCUUACUUAAAGAUGAUUUCUUUCUUUGUUCUUCCACUACCAGUUAGCACUCCAUUGUAAAGUUCUUUAUCAUAUGCAAAUUUAUUCUCCUACUCCUAUACUUCAUUUUUUUUUAAAUGCUAAAGCGUUUUUGUGUUUGUGGUUAAUUAUACUUAAUUAUUUUUAUUGUCAAUAAGUACUUGAUCACUUUUUUAGUGCAUGUUCAAUACAUAAUACCUAUACUAUUUGUACUUAUUUUGAAGUGUUUGUUCUAUGUGAGUGCACGAGACGAGUUCUUAACAGUAGAGUAAGAGAGAGUGUGAGAGUAUAAGUGUGAUGGGGAGAGAGAGUAUCAUGUGUAAGAGAAGGAAUGUGCGAGUGCCUGGGUAACGGAGAGAGAGAGCGUGCGAGUGCAUAAAAGUAUGAGAGAAAGAGAAAGAGAGUAAGUGUAAGGGAGAGGAAGAGUGUGGGUGCAUGUGAGACAGAGAAAGAGUGUGUGUGUAUCUUAUAGAGAGGGGGAGUGUGAGUACUCAGAGGCAGAGUGUGUGUGUGUGUUUGAGGAAUGGUGAGUGUGAAGGAGAGAGGAAGAGAAUUAUUAGGUGGGAUAUUGGCAAAUGCUUGGUUGUGUCUUCAUAAAUUAUGCUUCAUCUUUUCAGUUUUGGUUGUAAACACUGAAAAAUGCCUAAGGCCACUAUGAAUUUUUGUCAUUAUUCUUAUACCAGUGAGCUUCUUGUGGGCGCAGGUGAACACCUAAUGUGAUCUGAAUUGUUGUGUGUUAUGUAACGAUCAAUUUCCUGCCUCAUUUGUAUAGGCAGCCAACCACCGUUUUGUUUUAUUUUUCUAGCAUAUAUUAUCCUAUUAGUAUGACUUGCCAUUUAAUGUUACAUUACAUAUGUAUGUAUAACAGAUCUUUUCUUGUUGAAGAUGUCGCACAAAUUGUUGCCCAUCCUCCUUAACUUAAAUGCAGUGGUGAGAAAGAUAACUUAACAAGAUCUUCACUUACCACAA